UUUUUCAGUAUCUUUAAUUUAUUCAGUUACUUUGUUUUAUUUAGAAACUUAGUUUUCAUGAAGUCAACUGGUAUUGAAAUUAUAAACUCAGGACUUCAGUCAUCGAACGUUCGAAUGAUAUCAAAAAAUGAUUUUGGUCAUCUUAUUAGAAUUUUGAUGUCCUAUUUAUCGCCUACCAACUCGCCUGAAGACGUAAAUUGUGAAAAAGAAAUAAUUGAGAUUUUUAAUCAAUUUCAACAAUUUAUCGAAAGAGAGUUUCCAAUUAAUCGAAGAGUGGACGGGUUAAACGUUGCUAACAAUGCAAAGAUUAUUUAUCUUCACAUGGUUUACCUGAAUAAUAGAUUUAGACCUACAGAACAAUUAGCUCAAAAAGUUGCCGAUGUUUUAAGUGCUCUUCAACAAAUCACCAAACUUUCACAUGACCAGUAUUAUGGGCCAGUUAGGGCCUUGGAAAAUAGAAAGCUACAAAUUUCAUUAGGCUUGGUUGAGGUACUUACUGAAUUGUUCGUUCUGGACGUUAAUUUAUUCGGUAUCCAACUUACUUCAUAUGAGAAAUGCAGCAAAUUUCGUCGUUCCAUCGGAAAUGCUCUUAUGAAUUUAGUAUAUCAGCAGCGCGAGGCUAAACUUCGGCUCUGUACUAAUCGUCAAUUCUUGCUUAAAGUUGCUGAUUUCUACGCUGGUUUGAUCCAAAAUGUCUCAUAUAAUUCUGAUCCUUCUAUUUCUCAGCACUUGUCUAUUAUUGUACCCCCUCUUGUUCGUACAGCUGUUAAUAUUGCUUUAAAAGAACGUGUUGGAGUAAAGGUUUUCGAUCCUCUAGCUCUUUCUUCUCAACACAAACAACAGUUACUUAAAGUUCUCUCUGCUCUUUGGAAUCUUGCUGAAGAUCCUGCAAAAAAUAAACAUGUUAUGUGUAUUGAGGUUCCUGAAUUUGUCCCUAUGUUAUUACGGAUAAUGUUCUGUGACCAAAGUGAACUGCAAUUAAUACAAGCUGCCACUGGGAUUAUAAAACACUUGAGUGGUUAUUUUAUUCAAUUUCACGACUUAUUUGCUAAAAUUUUACGAAAAGGAUUGACUUCUGCUCUUAUGCGUCAAUUAACUUCUUCCUCAUCUGAUUUGAUCAUAGAUUCAUUAAGUGCUCUUUAUGCACUUUCUAGACAUCCAAUCAUUGGAAAGGAAAUUCUAUCAAAUGAAUCAUACAUGCAGCAGAUUGGUUACUUAACGCGAAAUACAAAUGAAGGAAUUUCUCGGGCUUCCAGAUUGGUACUUAACAACGUCUAUUCCGUGACAGUAUAUUUUGCCAAGAAUGCAGUACCUUUGGCUACUUGGCCGAUACAAAAUCUAAUCCUAUCACCUGUUGAUCCUUGUGGACAACAAAUGGCUUCAACAAAUUAUUCAAGUCUAAGACAGCAGAAUGAUCCUCCAAAAGUUAAUAAUCAAGAUUAUCCUGAGAGGAAAGAUGUCUCAAAUCUGGAAAGUAGAUCUGAGAGCAACAAUGAUUGUGUUUUUGUAGAAGGUUCGCUGCUAGAUCAUGGUGGCCAGGAUUUACCAACUAGCGUAAUGUGCACAAGAAAUGCUAGUUCUCGUAGUUCUAUCAAUUCAACUGACCUUAAGCUUCAAAUUUUAAAAGCAUUGGAUGAAAAUAAACACAGUGGUCAUUGCACUAAUGCAGAUAUCAGUGGAAAUUCUGAUAUUCAUGCAGGCGAUGUUAUUAAAAAUGCUAAUAUAUUGUUAGAAGACCACUCAACUGAAGGAAUUCUCGCGGAAGUUAUACGUGAUUUUAUGCCUAAACCCAAGGAUAAAAAUGUAUCUCUUAACGCAGAUGUUACUCGAAGUUCAACACCUAUUUUGACACCAAUUUCUUGUAACAGCCCUUGCAAAGCAACAUCUGAAAAUGAUGGGCCGAAGCACAAGAGAUGUACUCAAUUACUUGAGGACUCAAUUGCUGCAGUUAUGCCUUCUCCAAAACAUAGUGUUUCAAAUCAGUUUAGAAGCAGAGACACGUCUUGUUCGGGGACUUCCUCUUCAAAUGCGAAGAUACAACACAACAAUAGCGAGGAAGAAGAUAUAUUUUUGAGAAGUUCCAAAAAAUCCCUAGAUGUUGGCAGUGAUGCUCAAUUGAUUGUACUUGAUUGUCAAAAUAUUCCUUCAAAAACUUGCAAUCAAUCAGUUAACAUGGAAAAAAAUAUUCAAUAUUCUGGAAGGAAAUCAAUUAACAAACCCGAAUUUUCUGUUGCUUCCUAUUCGUGUUUACCAUUGUCGACUGAAGCAGAUAGACAUGGAUCAACUACCAGAAGGCAGCGAGUAAUUUCAUCAAUUUCAGACGGAGGCAUACAAACGCAUAAUUUACAAUCUUCGGUUUCAAAACCUAAAAAUCAACUGACAUCUAGAAGGAGUUGA
Molecule: messenger RNA, 2397 nt
Organism: Meloidogyne enterolobii
Lineage: Eukaryota; Metazoa; Nematoda; Chromadorea; Rhabditida; Meloidogynidae
Source: the annotation of a GenBank genome assembly